GUUCCCGCCCCGGCCCCGCCUCCGCCCUAGGCUCACGCGAGCUGGGUGUUUCCUGUCUUUCUUAGUCCGGGUUUGGAGACUCCGGCGUCCUCCGGCUUUUCAUGGAAGAGAUGUCAGGAGAAAGUGUGGUGAGCUCAGCGGUGCCAGCGGCUGCGACCCGCACCACUUCCUUCAAGGGCACGAGCCCCAGCUCCAAGUACGUGAAGCUGAACGUGGGUGGAGCCCUGUACUACACCACCAUGCAGACGCUGACCAAGCAGGACACCAUGCUGAAGGCCAUGUUCAGCGGGCGCAUGGAGGUGCUCACGGAUAGUGAAGGCUGGAUCCUCAUUGACCGCUGUGGGAAGCACUUUGGUACCAUACUCAACUACCUUCGUGACGGCGCGGUCCCCUUGCCUGAGAGCCGCCGGGAGAUCGAGGAGCUGCUGGCAGAAGCCAAGUACUACCUGGUCCAGGGCCUGGUGGAAGAGUGCCAGGCAGCCCUGCAACAGAACAAAGAUACUUAUGAGCCUUUCUGCAAAGUUCCUGUCAUCACCUCAUCCAAGGAAGAACAGAAACUUAUAGCGACUUCAAAUAAGCCAGCUGUGAAGUUGCUCUACAACAGAAGUAACAACAAAUACUCGUAUACCAGCAAUUCUGACGACAAUAUGUUGAAGAACAUCGAACUGUUUGAUAAGCUGUCCCUGCGCUUUAAUGGAAGGGUCCUGUUCAUAAAGGAUGUCAUUGGGGACGAAAUCUGCUGCUGGUCCUUCUACGGCCAGGGCCGCAAGAUCGCUGAAGUCUGCUGUACCUCUAUCGUCUACGCCACCGAGAAGAAACAGACCAAGGUGGAGUUCCCCGAAGCCCGGAUCUAUGAGGAGACCCUGAAUAUUUUGCUCUAUGAGGCCCAGGAUGGCCGGGGGCCUGACAACGCUCUCCUGGAGGCCACGGGUGGGGCGGCCGGACGCUCCCACCACCUGGACGAGGACGAGGAGCGGGAGCGGGAGCGGAUCGAGCGCGUGCGGCGCAUCCACAUCAAGCGCCCGGACGACCGGGCCCACCUCCACCAGUGAGCGGGCGGGGGGACCCCGCCGGCGCCCCGCCCGCCCUGCUCCUCCCUGCUGUGCACUCAGAUCCCCCAAGAGCUCCCGGGCCUCCCACUUCCCCCCGAGUCCGGAGAGACUGCAUAAAAAGCCAGAUGACGAUUUUGGUAUUUCUUGACCAGGUGAAUGGAUUGUGUUUACCCAGGUGAACGCACCCCUGCUAUUGAACAAGCUGGGUCCAAGGUCUCUGCUUUCCUGAGAAUCCGAGAAGCACUGGAGCCAGGCUUUCCUGGUGCUGGAGGAAGAGGAUGAGUGGGUGUGGUGUGUAUGUGAGAACUUGGCUGCAGUAUUUAUUUCUGUGGGUGUUGACUGCCUCUUUGAGCUUCUUGGGUCGCCUUCCCUCCAGGGUUCCGUUGGUCAGCUCUGAGACGGGUCCUGUGGUCGGUGGUCACCAGCGGUGUCUGCGAGCUCAGUGUUUCCUAACUCCACCCCAGCACCCUGGCCCCAUUCCCGCGCCCGGCACAGGCUCCACGGCUUUGCGAACAGCCCAUCCCGCCUUGGGCAUCGAUCCUAGAGCUUGUUGGUGAAGGACCACAGCUUGUAGCAGUGGAGAUACCACCUGGGGGUUCCUGCCUCUCAGCCGCUGUUCCUAGUGUGGCUCUGGAUGCCCAGCUCUGUUGAAGGGGCAGGCCUGUUGCCCCUUCGGCUGAUCUGUGGUCUGGUGCUUGUUGGGACCCCGCAGGGUCUGGCUGAGAGCAGAGCUGCCCCUUCCUCUGCCCUUCUUGUUGACCCACUCCAUUCCAGGAAGGCUGCCUGGCCUGCUUAUGGGCAUAGCGCACAAACCACUGCCCGGUGGGCUCCAUUCCUUCCUCCUUGGCCUUAUGCCCCGUUGAGCGGGGCUUACUGCCCCCAGCGGAUGCCCUGCCCUUUGCUUAGAAGAAAUUAAACACGGCCCCAGUCUCUGUUCUGGCGUCCAGACAGGACCACUGCUCACACCAGCAGCCUUAGGACAGCUCACCUGCUGUCAAUGCAGCCGUCGCCUGGAGAUCCCUUCCUGUCUCUCUGAUUCUUACACAGUGUGGAGUGGCCGUUGGUGAGCAGGCGGAGAGGACGUGCAGAUCCUUUUGGGUCUGGUCAGUGUGCGUGUUCAUGUUUGUUUAAGGGACGUGUGUGACUGUGGAUGAGGAUGUGUGCCCAUGGUGCCUGGGUGGCCCGCGCUGGAGCCCUGCUGUCUGCACGGCGCUCGUGUGGGACGGACGUUCUCGGUUACCUACCUCCCCGUCUCCGCGCCCGUGACGCACAGAGGGAGGGGUGACGAAUGUGGGUGGUUGAGACUAGGCUGGUAGAGUAGUUCCAGGGAGAUUCGGAGGUGUGUAAGGUAUGGAUGGGUUUUGUCUGCUAUUCAAGGGAAACGUUACCAUUUUAUACCAAAGGUAUUAAUACGGGCAGCCUUUGAUACAGUGUAUUCGAACAAAACGAGUUUAUAUUUUGAAAUGGUUUUUACAGCUUAGACUUUGUACAUCCUGCCCUACCUGAGACAGUUGUAUACCUUUAUUUUGUAUCCAGCAGCAAAGCCUACAAUAAAACUUUAAAACAAUCAUGACCCAACCUAAAAAUCAUGUAUCGGGUAGAUGCUUUUUAAACUGUUGUGUGGGAAACUUUCAUAUUAGGCCAUUUGGAUUUUACUAAGUGCUAAGGAUGGGAGGGGAGGGGGCUUAAAUCAUGUUUUGUAAAUAUUUUAUACUGUUUGUUUUAAACAUCAAUCCUGCUGUUUGGGUUGAACUUUUUUAGAAAGUUAAAGUGAAUGUCAGUUCUGAUGUUUUCUGUAGGAAUGGAAAAGCCAUCAUGUAAGUUCUGUUUUUCAAAUGUUUACAUGAAGAGUAACUAACUUUGUGGAACAGUCUGAUUAGCUGGGGCUUCUACACCUUAGGACCAGAUGUUUCUGGCCGUCUCUCUACUUUCACAUUUCCUUCAACUUUGCACUUGUAGUCCGGAGUCUUUGCUUCCCUGGGAUAUGAACAAGUUCAUGAAACAUUCCGUGGUGAGUGAUACUGUUUGUCGUGGUCAGCUCAUGGCUGUAUGCAACUAAGUGUUGGCUGGUCCAGGCUCUGUUAUCAAACAUAUUCUACAAAGAACUGAUUUCUUAUGUGAGCACUGAGGGCGACAAAAUUCAAUAUUUGUAUUUAAGAACCAUCCAAGUAAAACAAACAAACACUGGCCUAAGAUUUGGUGAAGAGCAAAGUUUUAUUACACUGUAAUAACUUACAAGGGAAAAAGCAGAACAGCUUUGGGUCCCUCGUAAUGAGGCUUUUUUUCAAAUAAGUCAUCUGAUGGUGGUGAUUGGGGGCCUUGCCUCUCCAUCGUCCUCCUGUAGUGGCUUAUCAGGGCGGUCGCUGGCCCUCCCUCUGGAAUGUGUGUUCUCUAGGGCUCCACCCAGAGUCACUGUAACACGUGUGUGUCACUAACCUUUCUGUCUCUUUGUGCCGUGAAAAAAAACGCUGUGAGCUUCAGAAGUAGUCACUGUAUGUUGUACAAGCAAUCUGUGGACAUAUGUAAAAUAAAAGUUACAGAACACUUCUACUUAAAUCUGUUUUUCUGGGUCUUUUCAGAAACGCCCAGCACAGUCCAGCCACUGAACUGAAGUGCAGUUCACAGGAAAGAGAGCAGAGCAGAGAUCCCACCU
This is a messenger RNA of Physeter macrocephalus (sperm whale), 3705 nucleotides long. RefSeq names its product potassium channel tetramerization domain containing 10 (gene KCTD10). Gene Ontology annotation, molecular function: ubiquitin-protein transferase activity; protein binding. Gene Ontology annotation, cellular component: Cul3-RING ubiquitin ligase complex. The transcript is spliced from 7 exons. Gene Ontology annotation, biological process: protein homooligomerization; protein ubiquitination; negative regulation of Rho protein signal transduction. The record is from RefSeq and is a predicted model, not a curated record. Lineage: Eukaryota; Metazoa; Chordata; Mammalia; Artiodactyla; Physeteridae. Bases 102 to 1052 code for a protein of 316 amino acids.